GACCUCCAUUAUUCCAAUGAGAAUUUAUUCCUGAAUAUUAUAAAACAUCCAACAGGCCGCCGGAGAGGCUUUCAUUUUGAAACCUGUCCUCGGAAGUCAUAUUUUCCGGCUUUAAUGAUGCGAGCAGUGAACGGAGUGAAUCCGCUGCCUGGCUGUAAAUAACCGCAGAAAAACGGUAAUUAUCAGUGUAGUGAGCGGAGGAGAGAUGGACCGACACCGUGAAGUGCUGGAUGUCCUUUCAAACCCUGAAACGAAGCUGCGAACAGAAGCUUUACCUUUAGAUGUGCGAAAAGUGAUUGUUGGUGAAGAAGAGCAGCAGGAGAGGAGCUCCAGUCUGGACCAGGAGGACCCAGAACCCCCACACAUUAAAGAGGAACAGGAGGAACUCUGGACCAGUCAGGAAGGAGAGCAACUUCAAGGGCUGGAGGAGGCUGAUAUCACCAAGUUCACAUUCACUCCUGUCCCUGUGAAGACUGAAGAUGAUGAAGAGAAACCUCAGUCCUCACAGCUUCAUCAAAGACAAACUGAACAGAUUAAAACAGAAGCUGAUGGAGAGGACUGUGGAGGAUCAGAACCUGCCAGGAACUCAGAUCCAGAUAGACAUUUACAAUCUGAUACUGAUGACGAGACUUCAGACUCUUCUGAACCCAACACCGAUGACAGUGAGACUGAGACCGAAGACAGUGAUGAAUGGAAGGAGACCAGUGAACCUCAGUCAGGUUUAAAGUCUCAUAUUAGUUGUAAUGAGUUGAAAUCAUUCAGCUGCUCCGAGUGUGGUAAAAAGUUUAGCCAAAAGGGACACCUGAUCAUACACCGGAGAAUUCACACAGGGGAGAAACCUUUCAGUUGCUCAGUUUGUGGUAAAAGAUUAGUAUGCAAGGGGUCUCUUAGGAGACAUAUGAGAAUUCACACAGGAGAGAAACCUUUCAGUUGCUCAGUUUGUGGUAAAUCUUAUACUCAGUCAGGUCUGAAAUACCACCUUAAAACUCACACAGGAGAGAAACCCUUUAGUUGCUCAGUUUGUGGUAAAAGAUUUGUAUGUGAGGGGUCUCUUAGGAGACAUAAGAGAAUUCACACAGGAGAGAAACCCUUUAGUUGCUCAGUUUGUGGUAAAAGAUUUUUAUACAAGGGAUCUCUUAGGAAACAUAUGAGAAUUCACACAGGAGAGAAACCCUUUAGUUGCUCAGUUUGUGGUAAAUCUUUUACUCAGUCAGGACUGAAAUACCACCUUAAAACUCACACAGGAGAGAAACCUUUCAGUUGCUCAGUUUGUGGUAAAAGAUUUGUAUGCAAGGGGUCUCUUAGGAGGCAUAAGAGAAUUCACACAGGAGAAAACCCAUUUAGUUGCUCAGUUUGUGGUAAAAGAGUCAACCAGAAGGUGACUCUGCAGCUACACAUGAGAAUUCACACAGGAGAGAAGACAUUUAGCUGCUCUGAAUGUGGUAAACAAUUUGGCUUCAAAAGAUAUCUCCAGGGACACAUGAGAAUCCACACAGGAGAGAAGCCAUUUAGCUGCUCCCAUUGUUGUUUUAGAUUCAACAAAAAGGGAAAUCUGCAGAGACACAUGAGAAUCCAUUCAAGAGAAACCAUUUAGCUGCUCUGUUUGCGCUAAAAAGAUUUAUACAGAAGUUACAUCUGUCAAGCUACCUGGCUGUCCACAAAGGGGGGGAAACAGUUUAAUUGCAGUGUUU
Thunnus maccoyii (southern bluefin tuna) is the source of this 1691-nucleotide messenger RNA. Its product is annotated as gastrula zinc finger protein XlCGF57.1-like. NCBI's taxonomy places the organism in Eukaryota, Metazoa, Chordata, Actinopteri, Scombriformes, Scombridae. The record is from RefSeq and is a predicted model, not a curated record. Bases 206 to 1594 code for a protein of 462 amino acids. Gene Ontology annotation, biological process: regulation of transcription by RNA polymerase II. The transcript has 2 exons. Gene Ontology annotation, molecular function: RNA polymerase II cis-regulatory region sequence-specific DNA binding; DNA-binding transcription factor activity, RNA polymerase II-specific.